Ostreococcus lucimarinus CCE9901 is the source of this 657-nucleotide messenger RNA. RefSeq lists its product with no specific name. The annotation marks the transcript as partial. Gene Ontology annotation, cellular component: chloroplast stroma; chloroplast thylakoid membrane. Lineage: Eukaryota; Viridiplantae; Chlorophyta; Mamiellophyceae; Mamiellales; Bathycoccaceae. The record is from RefSeq and is a predicted model, not a curated record. The transcript has a single exon.
GGCGGCGCGUCGGUGGGAACGGAGAAACCGGUGCCGAUCGUGAUCAUAGAUAACAAGAGCGAUGCGUUCGCCACGGUGGUGGAGGUGUCGUUCGGAAACUACCUCGGCGAGCUGCUCGACACCGUCGCGGCGCUGAAAAACCUCGGCUUGGACAUCAACAAGGGGGACGUGCAAAUGUCCGGGGAUUCGACGAAGACGUCGAAAUUUUACGUGAUCGAUCGCGAAAACGGUGAGAAGGUGACCAAGAGCGAGCGCUUGGAGGAGAUUCGUCAGACAAUCUUGACCAACAUGAUGGCGUUUCACCCGGAAGCCGCCGAGUACAUUCAAGCCAAGGCGCCGACGCGCGCGGGGGGCGAGGGGGUCUUGGGUAAGGUGAAGAAGAAGGUGCAAACCGGCAUCAAGUGCGCCCCGGAGCGGUACCACUCCAAGCUCGAGAUCGAAACCACCGAUCGACCGGGGUUGUUGGUGGACGUCGUGCGCACGCUCAAGGAUUUGAGCCUGUGCGUCGUGAGCGCCGAGGUGGACACCAUCGGAGAUAAGGCGAGCGACAUCAUCUACGUCACCCAUAAAGGUGGGCCGUUGUCGCCGCCGAUGGAACAACUCGUGGUGAACUCUCUGUCUUACUACUUGUCUCUGACCGAGGAGGAAAGUUACUAA